AAAGCAAAGUUUCACUGCGGGUUCUCGUAGGGAUAUUGAUAGCCCAAAGACCUCCGUAAAGAUAUGCAAAAAGUGUGGAGGAUACCACAGUUAAUUAGUUGAAUGCCCAGCAAAAGGUAAACAAUACCUGACGUGUCAGACCCCUUUUUCUGCCCAUUCUUACAACCAUAAGCCACACAAUGAAAUACCGUGAUGAAAAGGCUGUAAGACACUUAUAACCAAGCCAAUAUUCACAAAAAGAUCACUAAAAAAUGUGAGUUGUUUUGUAGGUUUGCUGUCCAGUAGGCAUGGUGAACAAAAGUCAUGUGACUCAUGACAUCACAUGAAAGGUAUCUAUUGGCUGACAACCAGUUCAGGGUGUACCCUGCCUCCUGCCCGUUGACAGCUGGGAUAGGCUCCAGCACUCCCGUGACCCUUCUGAGGAUAAGCGGCUAUGAAAAUGGAUGGAUUGAUGAAAGAUUAUUUUUUUUUCCCUCUGAAAUAACAUGGGAUUAAAAUACCUCACGAAAUACAAAGAUGGUCAUUUUCCUGGAACAAGAAAAUUCAUUUUUUUCUUAUGCCAAACAAGCACCUAUCUUAAACCAAGUUUAAUUUGGAGUCUGUUGUCCACUAGUAUAAGAAUGUAGCUUCUUUCCUUUUAGCGGGAUUUUCUGUGUUUCACUGUUUUACCCCAACUCUCAGCUUUGGAAGAGAGAGACGGCUGGCAGAGGCAGACAUUAACUAGAUCACUAUUUUGAGCAGAAAGAACUGUUAUUCAUAAAGUGAAUGCUUCUUUUUGUAAGACUUGAAAAAAAAUGCCUUAACCUUGGUUGGCUCAGUUACAUUUUUUUGUUAAACAAAAUCAACAUAAAUCCUUGCAAUUCCUUUGUGUCUGUAUUUUUGUCUUGGCUCAUUAAUAGUGUGGACCAUCAAUAUGUUCUGUGAGGCCAUUUGUUCUGACAUGGGGCCGCAAUUUAAUGAGGGAGCAGCUUUGGCCUUCCUAAAAAAAUAAAACAUUCUCCCAUUCCAUCCUUUAAUUUUGUGACACAAAUAAAAACAAGCAAAAUGCUAAAAACAAAGCACAACUAGGAAAAGUAUUUUGUAAUACUGCAAAAGACCGCUAUUCAAAUAGACUGUAAUGUUUUUCAGGUAAGCCAGUGAGAUAAGUGUGACAGACCAAAACAAGAAACAGAAUUUGCCGCCUACUUUGAAAUGACCAAUAUGUGUCUGGAUACUUGAGUGGACCAACCAAGUCACGAUCCCUGUGGCCUUUGUGUGAACUAACAUGGACAAAGUGGUCAUCAGUCUCCUUCUUCUGGGAUUUACACUUACAAUGGUCCAUGCAUGUCCGAAAUACUGUAUGUGCCAGAACCUCUCAGAAUCUCUGGGGACGCUUUGCCCCUCCAAAGGGCUCCUCUUUGUCCCACCGGACAUUGAUCGGCACACUGUGGAGCUCCGAUUGGGUGGCAACUUUAUCCUCAAGAUAACCAAUCAGGACUUUGCCAACAUGACAGGUCUGGUGGACCUCACCUUGUCCCGCAACACCAUCAGCGCUAUCCAGCCUUUCUCUUUUAUAGACCUUGAGACCCUGAGAUCCCUUCACCUUGACACCAACAGAUUGACUGAGCUUGGGCCGGAUGACCUCCGAGGUCUGAUUAACUUGCAGCACCUGAUCCUCAACAACAAUCAGCUAAGUCGCAUCUCCAAAGAGGCCUUUGAUGACCUCUUGCUGACACUGGAGGAUUUGGAUUUGUCAUAUAACAAUCUACGCAGUGUGCCUUGGGAGGCGAUCCGCAAGAUGGUCAACCUCCAUCAGAUGAGUCUGGACCAUAAUCUCAUCUCUUUCAUUGCCGAGGGGACUUUUACUGAUCUGGAAAAACUGGCUCGUUUGGACCUUACUUCCAAUCGUCUGCAGAAGCUACCACCGGAUCCCAUCUUUGCACGUUCCCAAAGCAGCAUUGGCAUGAGUACUCCAUACAUACCUCCAUUAUCUCUAAGCUUUGGUGGAAAUCCAUUGCACUGCAACUGUGAGGUGCUUUGGCUUCGAAGGCUCGAACGAGAGGAUGACAUGGAAACUUGUGCUUCUCCUACAAGUGUGAAGGGACGCUACUUUUGGUCGGUCCGAGAAGAGGAAUUUGUUUGUGAGCCUCCCCUCAUCACACAGCAUACACACAAAUUGCUUGUGCUAGAAGGCCAAACUGCUAGUCUGCGUUGCAAGGCAGUUGGUGAUCCAAUGCCAACUGUGCACUGGGUUGCUCCUGAUGACCGACUGAUCAGCAAUUCCUCGAGAGCCACUUUAUAUGAAAAUGGCACCCUUGAUAUUACAAUCACAACCUCCAAGGAUUAUGGAACCUUUACAUGCAUAGCUGCAAAUGCUGCUGGGGAAUCCACAGCUUCCAUAGAGUUGUCAAUCAUUCAGCUCCCUCACCUUACAAAUGGUACAAACCGCACCACCCAGUCCAAGUCUGGUCUUUCAGACAUAACUAGCUCAACCAAGAUCAGUAAAGGAGAGCCAAAAACUCUGCCUGAGAAUGUGGUAUCUGUGUCGGAAGUGUCUGCAGCUUCAGCCAUGAUUAAGUGGACUGUUGGCAAUUCAACUCCAAAAGUCAAAAUGUAUCAGCUUCAGUACAAUUGCUCUGAGGAUGAAGUUCUCAUUUACAGGAUGAUUCCCAUGACUAACAGAGCCUUCAUAGUCACCAAUCUUGUCCCAGGGAUGCAGUACGAUCUGUGCGUAUUGGCCAUCUGGGAUGACAGUGCCACCACCCUCACAGCCACCAACAUUGUAGGUUGUGUCCAGUUCGUGACCAUUGACGACUACCCGCAAUGCCAGUCUCUUCACAGUGGUUUCUUGGGUGGCACCAUGAUCUUGGUCAUUGGUGGGAUCAUUGUGGUGACGUUACUUGUGUUUAUCAUUAUCCUCAUGGUGCGCUAUAAGGUGACCAGUGGAAUCCAGACUAUAAAGUUACCCACUGUAAGUAAUACUUACUCACAGACCAAUGGGGGUAUGAACAGGUUCAACGGUGCCCCGCCACAAGUCAAAUCAGCUGUGGUGGUCAUGCGUGAGGAAAUGGUCGAAUUUAAAUGUGGAUCCCUUCAGAGCAGUAUCUCCUCAUCUUCAUCCUCCUCCAACUCACUGGAGAGUCAAACAGGAAGAAGGAUUGGUGACUGCUACAGUAUUCAAGGAGCUGAAUGCAACACCCUGCCCAGCAGCAAGUUCCACAGGCAGAGGCACAGCCACAAACCACAACCAAACCUGGACCACCUUUUAGGAGCCUUCACCACAAUGGAGCUUCGAGGGAUAGCCAGGGACCGUCAACCGGGCCCUUCCACAGCUUCUACUACGAUGAUUACAGGAGCUGCUGCACCCCUAUCCGACAGAGAACCUUUACUCGGAAGAGCAGAGUCCACCACCAUGCUAGGCCGUCUUCUAGGGCUACCCCAGGAAGGUAAACCUAAAAGGAGCCAUUCCUUUGACAUGGGUCACGUGGGGGCGACACAGUGCCGGGGCAGCUAUCCUCGCAGGAUCAGUAACAUUUGGACUAAACGCAGUUUGUCAGUUAAUGGCAUGUUACUACAGUAUGAUGACAAUGAGGAAGAUAAGCCUGGUUUUGAGGGCUCUGAGUGGGUGAUGGAGAGCACAGUUUGAGUUCUAUUGGGGAAAAUUAUACUGGGCCACUGUAUACUUUUCCUAGAUCGUAAACUAAAGAAAUAUAAGCUCAGAAUGGAUGGAUAUUCCACACAGGGCCAGUGUUUGAGUGUAACAAGUCCAACCAUGUUAUUUUUCAACAGAUAUUUGAGCUCAGACAGUCUUCGACUGUAUAUACAAAAUAUUUCACCUUUCCUGAGUCUUGGAUCGCACAGCAAUGACCUGGAGUACCCUUCCUCUAUUUUGCAUUGAGAGUAUCACAAGCAAAGAGGGAAAAGAGAGAAGAAAUUCUGAAUGGAUUUACUGGGUCUUUAUCAAAUGAAUUGACUGCCAAGUGGAUUUGCUGCAGCUAUGGUGAAUGGGAUGUACUUUUGUGUGACCCACUGCGUGAAAUAAGACUACUGCCACAGUCGAUUGCAGGACCAUAGGAUCACAAAUGGGGGGUGGAGGGGGGGGUGAUAUAAAUUUUACUUUCAUCAAAGUUUUCUAUCAUUUAUACUAUUUAUUGUUUUGAGUGUUAGACUGAGUGACUGAUGUGCAACUCGGUUGUUAUUGUUAUCCAACAAAAUUAAGAUAUCACAAAAGGUACCCUUCAUAGACACAUUUCAUACCACAUUUUGUUCACCCAGUGCAAUUUUUAGUCACAUACAAUAAUGAACGAAGCACAAUAUUUACCAAAUGGGCCCAUUGUCAAGAACAAGUACAAGAUUGAAACACAUCAAACCUAUCUUGCUUUAAAUUUUGGUAAUGUGUGGUUUGUGGGUUUUUAUGGGAACAUACAUAAUUAAACUGAAACUGCACUCUCAUUGACAAGGUCAUAAUUUGGUCAAAGUAGGACAGAUAUUAACUUGUUUGCCCACAAUUCAAUGAAAUGUAGCACAAAACAGGUCAAAAGAUGUUUAUCUAAUCUGUGUUGACAUGUGUUCACUUUGUAUUCCAUGAUUAAUGCUGGUGACAAUGGUCAGAUAAAUCAGAGCAACAUCGUUUUAAACAUGGUUUAUUUUUGGUCAUGAGGAGAUGGGGAUAUUGCAGUCCAACUAGGCUAAAAAUGAGCAUUACAAUAACUGCAGCAAAAAUAAAAUUAAAAGAAAUGUAGAACUUGAUGAUCAUGGGCAAAGGUUCUCAAAACUCUAAGCCCAGAUGACGUGAAACAAAAAAGGCAAAGAAAGAGUUGAUGUCAUACAUUGUUUGACUUAAUUUAUCAUGCUGAGCUACAGUAUUUAUCAUUCAUUUUCUUGCAUUCAAAGCUGUAAAUUACAUGUAUUUGUAAUCUGUGGCUAUUCAGAAUUACAAUCUGAGAUGUAUCCACUUCCCAUUUCAAUGCCUUUCUUAAUAUCCUAUGUUUUUUGCAGCAUCUGAUUCUGUUGGGUGUUUAUACAUUUGUUUCAAUUGUUUUGAUCCCUAGGAGUAGCAUUCUGUAUAUUGGCAUAUUUUGUACAAAUAACUGGGUGAAAUGUAAAAGUGAGGAAGUCAUUUGGUCGUGUUUUUAUUUUCACUGCAAGUAAACAGUGAAGGUGCUUUACUGUGGUGUACUAUUGAUCAUUUCUAGCUGGCUCAGUGAAACAAGACAAGUGAGAAACUAGAUGAUCAAUUAAAAACAAAAUCACUCAAAUGGUAAAAAACAAAAUAAAUACAUAAAUAAUUAUUGGCGACAAGACAAAUACAUUUGGCUACAUUAUGUUACAGUGUCUUAUGGUACCUGUUGCCUCCACUGAGAUGGUUUCACCAAAAGGACAACUACAGUAUCCCAAGAAGUGACACCAAUGUUGAUACAUUUGUAUUUUGUGAAUUGACAAUUUAACUUACUAGUUCUAUUUGUGUCAUCUUGUAACAACCCCUUUCACGCCACUAACUAACAAUUCAGUUGUGUGCGUGAGGGCUUAGUCAUGAUUCUAAGA
Messenger RNA from Syngnathoides biaculeatus (alligator pipefish), 5523 nucleotides. Its product is annotated as leucine-rich repeat and fibronectin type-III domain-containing protein 2. Bases 1265 to 3625 code for a protein of 786 amino acids. The transcript is spliced from 4 exons. Gene Ontology annotation, molecular function: protein binding. NCBI's taxonomy places the organism in Eukaryota, Metazoa, Chordata, Actinopteri, Syngnathiformes, Syngnathidae. Gene Ontology annotation, cellular component: cell surface; postsynaptic density membrane. The record is from RefSeq and is a predicted model, not a curated record.